AGAAUCUACAUUAGUUGGUCACUUCAGUAAAAACAACUUGGAAUUCAGCACAACCGAUAGAGCUAGCAUAUUGUUCUGGAAAGUGAAAUAGCUCUAUAGUGUAAGCUUAAGAUUGGAAUAACAUCUUUUUGGGAAACGUUUGCUACUGACAUUCUAAAAAAUAACACAUCGCUUUCUUUCCCAGUGUAAAUUACUAGUACUAUAUAACUAUAGUAUAUGUGAUUUUUUUUCUCACUUCUCUUUCUACACAAGCCAAGAAAAGUGACUCGCCGAGAAGUUUGAUCACGUGACACAACCAGUGCCCACUGAUCUGUGCUCAUUGCCGGUGCCCCGCCCAUCUCGUAUCAAGGCACACCGCACAGAGUAAACGAACUCCUAACCCCGCUGCUGUAUACCACGCAGUCCCCGAGCCAGAGGGAGUAGCAAGUAGUGUAGUGUUAUGUGUUGUGUGCACACACGAACCGUCCGUUGACAUAAGGGUCUUGGCUUCGCGGAGACGGAGGACUUUUACAAUCUCAAGUCGAAAGCUCGAAUCAAGGAUAACUUUUAACGUUGGAGCUAGUAACAUAAAACCUGAAAUAAGGGGAAAUUUUGAGUUUUAAUACCAAACAUCUUAUUUUUACAGAAGCGGUCACUGGAGAACAUCAACCUAAAACAUCAUGUCUGCGAUGAAUUUGAAAUACAAAUUUGGAUUGAUCAACUCAGCCGGUAGAUACCUCACGGCCGAGAAGUUUGGUGGCAAAGUCAACGCCUCGGGGGCAUCACUAAAGUUAAAACAAGUAUGGACCUUAGAGCAAGACGAAAACGUCAGCUACUUGAAGUCACACACUGGGAAUUAUCUCUCGGCAGAUAAAAAUGGUAACGUCUAUUGCGAUUGUGAUGACAGGGCGAAUAACAAGGACACAGGAUUCUCUAUCGAGAUACAGGAUGAUGGUAAAUGGGCCCUGAAGAAUGUUACACAUGGGAGGUACCUAUCUUGCAACAGUGACGAGCUGAUAUGUAAUCAAUCCAGUGAUUCCAAUCCCGCAGUGCACUGGACAGUGCAGUUAGCUAUCCACCCACAGGUCUGCAUGAAGAACGUCCAGCAGCAGUUAUACGCACAUCUGAAAAUAAGCGAGGAUGGUGAGGACAGAGUAGUCGCCGACGAGAUGGUGCCUUGGGGAGCAGAUUCUACAUUGACCCUUGUCUAUGGAGGGAAAGGAAAGUACUGUCUUGAGGCCUUCAACGGGAAGUUUGUCCAAUCUGAUGGGCAGCUUGUUGAUAGCAUCAACGAAAAGACAGAGUACACCCUCAUCUUCAAUUCCGGUAACUUGCAACUAAGGGAUAACAGUAGGGGCUUCUUAGGAGUGGACAGCGGAACAAAGGUUCUGAGGUCGACCAGCAAGACGACAAAAGCAACUUCCUUUGUCCUUGAGGACAGUUGCCCACAAGGUGCCUUCGUGCUUGGCGAGAAAUAUGCAUCACUCAAACAAGGUAAGCUCAUUUUGAAAUCUUAUGUUAUUAAUAAAAAAUAUCACUGUCUAGACUCAGUCAAGGCUUAUCAAAUUGUUUGCUUUGAAAUCUUCAUUCUUGAUUACCUUCAUCAUUGGAGCCGUUAUCAGACCUGGCUGUAUGUGCGCUAUUGCAUUUGGAAGUCGUUCCCCCAUUUUAAAACCCAUGUGUACUAGUUGCUUCGAUAUUACCAAUUCAACUCGCAAGGAGAUAGUACUUCAGACAUAAUUAUUAUUAUACUGUCUUUAUGAUUGUUGAGCUGUUUGAAACAACAGCAUUUCGAAGUAUAAUCGGGCUGGUCAAAGCGUAUUCAAUGUAGUUGAUUUCGCGGUAGCUGUUAGAUACCACCGAUUUUUAGUAGAUUCCUUGACUUCGAAUCUGAUCAAAUAACACGCUCUUCAUGCCCUCCCGUAGACUGACCUAUAUCGUCUCAGAGUUCAAAGGUCACUUAAGGUCAUGUGUUUUCAUGCCUUACACACGCCUAUCAAAACAUUGUCGACGCUCUGCUCAAAGUAAACUACACUGGCGAAUGCACCCGGUACCUGGUUAAAGUUGGCAUCAAGUUUCACUUCAGAGAGCAUUGAUACCGGGCGAAAAGGUUCUUAGCCUGAUUUCAGAAAACAUUGGUCAAAUGUCAAAACGAAAGGUAUUUCAAGGCUCUGGGAGAUAUUCAACAUAUUUCAAUUUUAGACAUCCUGAUAUGAAUAAUCAUUGUUUGGUCCACGUCAAAUAUUGAAGGCAAAAUUGAUAUCUUAUGCAAUAUGCACACUUUCCAAGCAAAUGCUUCUGUUGACCACCUGAAGCCUUCCUUUUGUUUUCCUGAGGGGUUGUCAUAGCAACAAGAACUUCGAAUGCAGACUGGAUGGAUGAUAGUCCACUCAUCGAUAAAAGAAACAACCCAAAUAUUUAUUUUAUUUGAUACUAAGUCGACUGCAAAGAAAGAAAAAAAAAAGCCUAAUUAGAGCGGGGACCACUGUCAAUCGUUGCAGGACCUGUUGUAAUGCACCUUCAUAAUUCAAGUCUGAACGAGGAUGGAACAAUCAAACUGGUAGUGGUAAUUUGGAUGAAUGCGCCACCAGUGUAAUUGCUUUGGUGACAUUCUUGUAUUGAGAUUGAGAAAGUAAUGAAGAGGUUCAGGUGCAACCACAAAGGAUUACCUCUCUUUCGAUCCAUGGCAAAAUACCCACAACUUUAUCUCUCCAAUGGUUCCUUUUCCUGUUUUCUUCUUUGUUAACGAGGCGUUUAUCCUUUCCAGGGUCGGAAUAGGUUUAUGGCAACGUUUCGCAAUUCAUUUUAUUUUGUCAGUAUUUAGGACAUUGUACGACAUCCGAACCUUCUUUUCAAUCAAAAUUUUAGAAAAUUUACCCUGUUAAGUCUUCGUGAAACAGUAUAAUUUUGUAGGUCACAUCAAAGUGGCUCUACAACAUAAUUAUUGUUCAAUUCAGCGCGUAAGCUGAUAUUUCAAAUGCAACUUCUGUUUCGUGCUGUAUAUAGGGUCGCCUGGGUCGGGCGAUUAAAGCACCAUGGUCGGGCAUCGAGGACUGGGGAGGAUAUGAAAUGGUGGAUAUCCUUGAAAAUCCCAAAAUACAAAAUUUUAAUGAGCGUACCGAUUCUGGAACAUGGACAGUGUCCUUGGAGUCGUUGUGGAGAUCAACAGGAAUCAACCCAUUUCCUGUACCCGGUGUCUCGGCCAGGAUGUAGAUUCAGAUAACGAUCUUUCAAACCACCUCAGACUUUUCCUUUUGUCUGCUCUUUCAUUCCAUGGACCUAUUACAACCAUGUUCAUUCUAACAAAUCCACUGGCCUGGGUAAUGGCACGACACUCCUCUAUUUUUGGUCCGUCAGUUGCCAAGUUUGUUCGUACGUGUUCAAAAGACAAUUUUUGUGGCAUUGCUAGGCACUCCACGGUGUCAGCCCAUACAUUUAACUUCCUUCCACCUGGAUAUUUCAGAGCACAUUCAGUUGCAAAAUUUAUUUUCAAACUGCCAACCAAUACCUUCCUUUUACAAUUUCUCGUUUUUAAUAAGGCAUGUAGGCUUACACGUAGGUUGGUUCACUUAAAGGUAUUUUGAUUUAUUAAUGGCGAAUGAGGACAAAGCUUUAAUCAAGCAAUAUUAAUUUUUCAUAACCGUUGUGUUUCUUUGAAUCAAAUUAACUCGUAUUUGAUGUAAGCAGAGUACACAAAAGAUAAGUUACAUUUAAUUCAAAUUACCACCGAAAUCAUGGAGUGAGAUGAGAUGGAGCAUGUAGCUAUAUAGCUCCAUGGAUGGAGUAUUUAGCUACAUGGAGGAUAUGACGGUAGCUAUGUCGAUUGUGAUGUGUUCUCCACUUGUAUGGAGGCUCAACCUAAGCCAAUUUAUUAUGUAAUGAACUUAAAAGGUAUGCUCGUGUGCCAUUCAUCAAAUUGCGAGAUUUAUUUUUGAAAUUCAAUAAUACGAUAUAUAGGCACGUAAAUGUAUGUAUGAAGCGGAAAUGGCGCGAUAAUGCUCAGAUUACGCAUAAUGUAUUGGCCUAUGCUGUGAACUGUUUUUUGUGUUAUAAAUGUAAAACUAAAAGCGCUGCUCACACGUUCUGGUUACGACAAAAAACAAUUUUAUAUGUAUCUUCCGAAUAUUAACUAACAAAUAUGGAGUGAUUUUUCAACUCUUUCUUUGUAAAAAGAAGUUGUUAAGAACCUUUAAAAGCGUGACUCAAUAACGUGAAAUCCAGAGAUUACCUGGAACACAUUAGUGACUAACCCCGUCGACUUGGAUCAGACCGUGUCUCGUUGGUAGAAGAUCUUGUAGUUUGACGGAAUUUAUAUGAGUAACAUUAUCGGAAAUGAUGAUACAGCAAGGCAUGCUGUCUGAAAAAGUCUUCAUUUAUAAAUUAGCUGGUUAGAAGAGCUUAGACAACCGCAUUCCACACUGAACAUGUUUCCUACACUCGUUAAUGAUAAAGACAGAGCUCCUAUUGACAUUGUUCCUUAUUUAUGUUAUACAGCUUCGAAGCUGGACAUUACAAGAUAAUUAUUUUUGCAAUAUUUGGUGUUUACAGGUUUGUGUAGGUCCUAUAGGUUUAUUUAGUCCUAAGUGUACAUUUAAAAAAGAUCGCUCGCAAUAAUCAGUUGGUUCGCAGAAUUAUGUGACCAAUCAAAAAUAAAUCAAAAUCGUGGAAGAUUCCACCAAUGAUUCGGUAGAUUUUGUCCAUUUAUUUGGUUGGACUAUUUUUAGUUGGAUCCUUGGUUGGACCAUGGACCUACAACAAUCCCGUAAGGAAAUACAAACUCCAGAAUGAGUGUAUGAUUAUCCAGCCAUAUUUCAUAAAGGCCUAUUUAUUCCAUUAUUUUAAGGGAAGGAUUUAAUGGAAACUUCAUAACCUAAAUCCGCUCAGCAGUGUUGUAUGAAGAUCUUCUUUUCUUGGCUUAUCAACGUUGUUGGGGUUUCCUUUUUACGGUGUGACUUCCGCAUUUUAAUCUCUGGUUCCAUCUUGGGACCUAGAUUAUAGGAACAACUCCCCUUUCCUGAACACGAGAUCUUACCCAUCAUGUGAAGAUAAAAAUCAUUAGGUGAAAGUAUUUUCAAUACAACAAUAUAUAGUCUUUUAAUCACUUUUAUCCCUUUGGAAAUUAUUUUCUUAUUGGCCGCAUAGGUGUGAUGUAUGGUUAGUGAAAACUCCUCCAUAUAUAACUCGUCCUUUUUUCAAAAUUUUACUCGGAAUGAUAUUUUCUUUUGUGAGGACCCAUGUAAUAUGUGCCUAUUAUAGCCUAUAGGGGAAAACAUCCAUUCUUGAAUAAUAAAGUACACGACUUGUGGGAGAGUUGUCCCUAACAUAUUAUAGGGACUAUACUCGUCAAAUUCAACUUUCUUAUUCCAUGCCCAUUUCCAAACUUUCUCAUCCUGUGGGCCUUUAUUUUACUAGUCCCUCUCCUGCAUACAGAGAAUGCAAUGUUUGAUUCCCCGUUAAUGGCAUUAUAUAUUUAAGAUGUAGUCAUUUUAGUAAGCACUUGAAGGAAUAAGUUUAUAAAAGAUUGAUGCUUUAUUUUGUGUGAUUAUCCUUGGUAGUUGUUAAUUGACCUGUAAUGUGUAUUAUUUAUUCACAUUCGUCAACUCUCUUCGUAAGGAUUCAUUAUUUGUGAGUUUAAUUAUGAACUCUAUUUUAUUUAUUCAUCGAAUCACUCAUGAUGACCUGUAAGGAGUCUGGGCUGGGUUCGUAUCCUCUUGCUUGUCAAGGCAUUUUAGGGGCAAGUUUCAUUUUCAUUUCAGAUGUGUCUGAAGAGCAUCGAAUGGACACCUCCCCCUACCAAAAAACCCCGCUCUAAUCCUGUUUGUAUAUAGACCUAUAAACGGCUACUUCUUAUUAUUGAUCGAAAUCCAUUCGGAAGUGAGAAUGUAGAACUCCAAUUUUACCAAACACUGAAAUAGGUAAAUUUAGAACCACAUUUUUUUUUCAGCGGUCAGUGGACCAAAUUGCCAAUUCUAUUUUCACAUGACUGCGUUUAGCGAUUGGAUGUCUUUCAAAACUUAAUACUUCGUCUCUUUCCUGCCAACAUCCCAAAGAUUGCCAUAGGAUUGCCUUCUUACAUUCUACCUCUCACAAUAAUUGCAGUUAUCAUGGAGGUUCAUCCAGUAGUGGUUGCUGCCUCAACCUUCAGCGCAAUUUAAUGUCAGGAAAAAAAAUCAGAUGAAGAUAUUUUACGUGUAUGUUAUAUGACAAUGCCUCUAGAACAAGCUGUGCUGUUAGAAAAAUAGCCCCCAUUCUUUUGGUACUGAAUAAAGACCGCAAUCUUCUGUCCCCAGUUUCGUCCAAUUACAAUAAACUUAUGACGCAUUUGGGAAUAAUCAUAAUAAAUUGAUUCAUCGUUAUUCUGCCUUAAGCGUCUGCCUAACACGGGAGGGGCAGGUGUCACAAUUCAUAUACUUUUUAUGAUUUGUUAAAACGUGUUUUAUAGUAGGCCCAUGGUUAAAACAUCACUCCGGAUCUUAGCUCUGGGGCUGAUUGAUUAUUGUAAUCUGAAAAGGAGUUAGAUGACGCAGUUUGCACUAAGCCACUAGAUACC
Messenger RNA from Lytechinus pictus (painted urchin), 6529 nucleotides. Its product is annotated as fascin-like. The record is from RefSeq and is a predicted model, not a curated record. Gene Ontology annotation, cellular component: cytoplasm; actin cytoskeleton. NCBI's taxonomy places the organism in Eukaryota, Metazoa, Echinodermata, Echinoidea, Temnopleuroida, Toxopneustidae. The coding region runs from base 660 to 1667 and encodes 335 amino acids. The transcript has 2 exons. Gene Ontology annotation, molecular function: actin filament binding; protein-macromolecule adaptor activity. Gene Ontology annotation, biological process: actin filament bundle assembly; cell migration; establishment or maintenance of cell polarity.